AUGGAAAACGAUAAACCGUUCGAAAUGAGCAAUAUUUUGAUCUCGUUAGAUAUCCAUAUCAAUGAACCGAUCGAUGCUAAAAUUCAGCAACUCAACCUAAAUGUCAUCGAUCGACACGGAAACACAUUGAGGCGCAAAAAUAACCUGCAAGACCAGAACAUACAGAUGGUCGUUGAUUUCCCUCUUUAUGAUCACAGGAAUGACUAUAAAUUAGAAUAUCUAGAUCUCUGUUUCGAGAAUAUCAAGAUUGAUCAAUCAUGGAAAUCAGUCCCGAAAGACAUUGAAGCUUAUAUCACAUUGAAAUUUGGUGUACCGGAAAUACUGAAAACAUACCAAGAAAAUUCGAAAGAGCUGCUGACAGUGAAGUCAAAGCUUUUUAAAAUAGAGAAUGAAGUGGAUCAGAUAAUUACACAAAUUAGACAAAUGUUGUCAGACGAGAGUAAGCUAAGAAAUGUGAACGAAGCAAUAUUGAGCAACUUCUCAUUAUUCGGUAUUCUCAUAGUACUCAUUCUCAUACUAUCUGGAGCAGUGCAGCUAUGGUGGCUCAUCAAUUGUAUGAAGCAGAAAAGCCUUUUGUAA
Ogataea parapolymorpha DL-1 is the source of this 579-nucleotide messenger RNA. RefSeq lists its product as uncharacterized. The transcript has a single exon. The coding region runs from base 1 to 579 and encodes 192 amino acids. Lineage: Eukaryota; Fungi; Ascomycota; Pichiomycetes; Pichiales; Pichiaceae. The record is from RefSeq and is a predicted model, not a curated record.